Phoenix dactylifera (date palm) is the source of this 2775-nucleotide messenger RNA. Its product is annotated as serrate RNA effector molecule-like. Gene Ontology annotation, biological process: primary miRNA processing; mRNA processing. Lineage: Eukaryota; Viridiplantae; Streptophyta; Magnoliopsida; Arecales; Arecaceae. The record is from RefSeq and is a predicted model, not a curated record. Gene Ontology annotation, cellular component: nuclear body.
CCCUCCCCUGAUCUCAUCGGCUCCCCCUUCUUACAUCGCCGCUCGACUCUUUUUAUUCUCCCUAUCGACUCUUGGAGCUCCGCUCUGUUCUAUCGGAUUUCUAGGGUUUGAGUUUCAGGUCGAUAUCGUGGGUUUCCUGAGACUUCGAUCCCUUUCCCCAUGGCGGAGGUGAUCGACAUGCCCGCCGAAGACCUAGAUCGCCGCCGGGACCGCCCGCCGGAGAGGCGAGAGAGCCCGACCGACGGAUCUCCGCCCCCGCCGCCGCCUCCCCCGAGAAGAAGGGACAGGGAUUCGAGGGAGAGGAGGGACGAGAGGGACGACCGGCCUCCGAACCGACGGGACGAUUACCACGACGUCAGGAACCGGUCGCCUGCGCUCCCACCGCCUCCGCCGCUCGGGCCUUCGAGAGGGGAGAGGGAUCGGGAGUAUCGGAGGCGGAGCAGCCCCAGCCCGCCGCCUUAUGGCUACCGCAGGCACUCUCCUCCCCGCAGGUCCCCUCCGCCUGGACCCUUUAAGCGGUCUCGGAGGGAUGACGGUGGAUACGACCGGCGCCGGGGUAGUCCUAGAGGAGGAUAUGUCUCAGACGAUAGAAGGUACGGCUAUGAUUAUGGUGGAGGGUAUGAUCGAGGCAGAGGUGGGUAUGCUGAUGAAAGGCCUCAUGGCCGUUACAUGAAUCGUCUAUCAGAUUGGCCUGAUUCAGGACGUGGUGGUUUUGGUGAUGGAGCAGAGGUCAUUCAAAGGGAAGGCUUGAUGUCUUACAAGCAGUUCAUUCAAGAGCUUGAAGAUGAUAUUUUACCAGCUGAAGCUGAGCGCAGGUAUGAAGAGUACAGAUCAGAGUACAUUUCUACUCAGAAACGUACUUAUUUUGACACCCACAAGGAUGAAGAAUGGCUGAAAGACAAAUAUCAUCCGACCAACUUGGUGUCAGUUAUCGAAAGGCGGAAUGAACAUGCAAGAUCUACUGCGAAGGAAUUCUUGCUGGAUUUGCAGAGUGGAACACUUGACCUGGGCCCAGGAUUAACAGCUGCAGUAGUGAGUCAAUCUGGAAAUGGCAGUGAUCCAAACUCUGAGGAUGAAAUGGACACUAGUGGCAAAAGGAGAAGGCAUGGUAGGGGCCCAGCAAAAGAAAACAAUCUGCUUUCAGCUGCUCCCAAAGCCCAUCCAGUUAGUUCUGAACCUCGAAGAAUUCAAGUUGACAUAGAGCAAGCUCAGGCGCUUGUCCGUAAACUUGACACUGAGAAGGGUAUUGAGGAUAAUGUUCUAUCCAGUAGUGAUCAUGAUAAACUGGAUGGAGAGAAAUCCCACGGUGGAUCUAUGGGGCCAAUCAUAAUAAUACGAGGCUUGACGACUGUCAAGGGUCUUGAGGGUGUUGAGCUGUUGGAUACCCUAAUUACUUAUUUGUGGCGCGUCCAUGGCGUAGAUUACUAUGGCACUUCUGAGGUAAAUGAGGCCAAGGGCCUUCGGCAUGUGAGAGCUGACAGUAAGAGCUUUGAUGGAUCUAAUACGAGUGGAGCUGUUUGGGAGAAGAAACUUGAUUCAUUCUGGCAGAAGAGACUGCAAGGCCAGGAUCCCCUGGAAAUUUUGACAGCCAAGGAUAAAAUUGACACAGCAGCUGUUGAGGCUCUAGAUCCUUACGUGCGGAAAAUAAGAGAUGAAAAAUAUGGUUGGAAGUAUGGUUGUGGAGCCAAGGGCUGUACAAAGCUUUUCCAUGCUGCUGAGUUUGUUCAUAAACAUCUUAGACUCAAACAUCCUGACCUUGUAAUGGAGCUGACCUCAAAAGUUCGGGAAGAUCUGUAUUUUCAAAAUUAUAUGAACGAUCCAAAUGCACCUGGUGGAACACCCAUCAUGCAGCAAUCUGCACUGAAGUUCAAGACACCAAGAUACAGGCUGAUUUCGGAGAACCGUCUUAGGGAUGAGCGUGGCAACCGUAGGGAGCAUGACAGGGCUAAUAGAAAUGAUGACAGGUAUGAUAGGACUGAUCACUCACCAACUCAUGAUGCAAAUGGUGGGUCUGAAGGGGGGAAUCAUGAUGAAACAAUGUAUGACGCAUUUGGUGGACAAGGGUUGCAUGGAGGUCCUUUUCCUGCAGAUAUGCCCCCUCCUCCACCAGUAUUGAUGCCUGUACCUGGUGCUGGUCCAUUGGGACCUUUUGUUCCUGCGCCACCAGAAGUUGCUAUGCGCAUGAUGAGAGAGCAGGGUGGUCCAUCAUCAUUUGAAGCAAAUGGUGGCCCUCGUGGUAGGAAAGGAAGGCUUGGUCCUGGGUCAGCGCCAAUUCUUGCUGUACCUCCAGCAUUUCGACAAGAUCCUCGUCGCAUUCGAAGUUACCAAGACCUUGAUGCCCCAGAGGACGAAGUGACUGUUAUAGACUACAGGAGCUUGUAGACUCUUCAUUCCUGUUAUACAUUGGAAGGAUAUUUAUAUCAUGAUCGGAAUACAGGCUCAAAAGCAUUACUGUAGUCUAAUUGCAAUGGACUUGGUUCGUUUGAUGAAUUGAUCUUACAUUUGUGCCAUACUCACAGCUAUGCGAGACCCUUUGGUCAUGUUCUAGUUUGUUGCAGGAAGAGGUGACAUUAAUCAAUCGAACUUGAUCCGGGCGCAUGAUGUGUUUGCAUAUGGAAUAUCAUAUAUCUGAUAGUCAGAUCGUGUAAUUGUUUUUUCACGUCAGUUUCCGAAGCUGGCAAUGACCCUGAAGACUUGAAACAUUGUGGUUUAAGUACAGAAUUCCAGAAUUUAAAUUACCACGGAUGAAAUGAAUUUGUGAUUUAAAUUUUUCUU